UAUAAAAGACAAUAUCUGUUUUCGAAAAUGUGUAGUCUUAUUUCUAUACUCGCAAUAAAGAUAUUCAGUGAACUGUCUAACUAAUUGAGAAUGUCGAAAAUCAGACUAUGUUUUGUAUUUGCUUGCGCUUUUGCCGCUUUGUCCUUCGCCGAAGAGACGUACGCUCUUGGUGGUAGUAAGACCCUUAGUGGUUGGAAAUUGAGAGUUGCUGUAAAAGCUCUCGAAAAUUCCCUAAGUAAAUUGGCUGCUGGAGAUGGACCGAGCUAUAAAAUUUCAAAAGUUUACUCUGUUAGCCAACAAGUUGUAGCAGGCGUUAUUAACAAGUACAAUGUGGACCUAGUCAAUGGCGUUAAUGAAGUGAAGAAUUGCAAUAUUCAAAUUUGGUCGAGGGAAUGGUUGCCCAACGGAAAAGUACUCACCGUCAAUUGCGAUGGAGAGUCUAAAGUUGAGAUAAAAUACAACUAAACCCAAACAUAUGAGAAGUUGGUCAUAAACUCCAUCUUGAAAAAUUCAGAAAUUAAUUGUAAAUUUGCUUUUUCUAAUCAUAAUA
Ceratitis capitata (Mediterranean fruit fly) is the source of this 550-nucleotide messenger RNA. Its product is annotated as sarcocystatin-A. Gene Ontology annotation, molecular function: cysteine-type endopeptidase inhibitor activity. The record is from RefSeq and is a predicted model, not a curated record. NCBI's taxonomy places the organism in Eukaryota, Metazoa, Arthropoda, Insecta, Diptera, Tephritidae. The coding region runs from base 91 to 465 and encodes 124 amino acids. The transcript is spliced from 3 exons.